Messenger RNA from Aspergillus affinis, 1629 nucleotides. RefSeq lists its product as uncharacterized. Bases 1 to 1629 code for a protein of 542 amino acids. The transcript is spliced from 4 exons. Gene Ontology annotation, molecular function: zinc ion binding. The record is from RefSeq and is a predicted model, not a curated record. Lineage: Eukaryota; Fungi; Ascomycota; Eurotiomycetes; Eurotiales; Aspergillaceae. Gene Ontology annotation, cellular component: nucleus.
AUGCCUGCAGCGACGGUGGACGCGAGGAAAUUGCACUCGCAUGAGGCCCAGAAGGACACAGGGGAACUGGUGAUGCCCUCAGUCCUCUCUCGUGUCAGUCACGGUCAUUUCACGUGCUGGCAGGACCUCAAGUCCCCUUCGGGGAGCCCGACUAGCGCCAUCCGCGGAGAUCCUCGGGCAAUAAAGGCGAUCACCAGCGCAACCAUCACAACACUUCCACUCGUCGCAAUUCCCCCUCGACCCUUCCGCUCCCUGCCCCACGGAACUAUGUCCUAUGCCGUGGAGACCAAGAAGCGCAAAUUCCACCGAGUGCUGGAGUCAUUGACGAAAUCCUCCAACCCCGAGCCUCCGUCCAAACCGGCUCCCCAAACACCACCCCGGGAAUCCACCACCUCCGCGGACCUGUCAGCAAAAAAAGCCCGGUUGACCGGCGGCCAGAAUGGAACAGAUCUCGCAUCGGCACGGAAAACGAUCUUGACGGUGGACCGACCUGGUUCUCGCGAUUCGAACCCCCCCCGACCGACGUUUGUGCCCUGGGAUCGCGAGCGGUUCCUCGAGCGGCUGGCGACGUUUCGGCGCGUGGAUCGCUGGUCCCCGAAACCGCCGGCAAUCAGCGAGGUGGAGUGGGCGAAACGAGGUUGGAUCUGCUCCGAUGUGUCCAGAGUGACCUGUGUGGGAGGAUGCGGGGGCUCGGUUGUUGUCAAGCUGCCGGACGAGCUGGACGAGUUGGAUGGAUAUGAUGGUGAAAAAGUGGAAGAGAGGAGGGAAGUUCGCGACCGACUCGUCAACGAGUAUGUUGAUCUCGUCGUUCAAGGACAUGGCGAAACCUGCCCGUGGCGGAACAAGGGUUGCGAUGCUACCAUCCAUCGCCUGCCCUUAGCAAACCCCGAUACCGCCAUAUCCAACCUUCGCACCCGCUACUCACAUCUCAGCAAAAUGGCCACGCAGCUACCGGAAUACGAAGUCCUGCAGACCCCCGAAUCGUACAAAUUAGAGGAAAUCAGCAAGACACUAUCAACUGCAGGCUUCAGCGACUCCGAAACAAACGCAGAGCCCACAGAGCCACAGACCCCCCGCAAACAAACCGCAGGUGCCGAAAGUCCUAAAAAGACCGAAGACUCAACCCAGAAGGAACCGACCAUCAACCGCACGGCGUUUGUCCUGGCCUCGUUCGGCUGGGACAGCGUCUCCGAUGGAGCAGCUGGACUGGCCGAAUGCAGCGCAUGCUUCCGACGAUUGGGACUGUGGAUGUACAAACCGAAACAAAACGGCGAUAGCGCCAUCUACGACGCCUUGGACGCGGCUAACGAACACAUGGAAUACUGUCCCUGGAUUAACGGAAGAGCACAAAGCGGUACAGGCAAGACCUCGCAGAAAUCAGACGAGUUGCACAGCGGAUGGCAGAUCUUGGUGCAAGCGCUGAAGGUGAAGCAUCGUCGUCGGGUCCGCUCCAUUGCUUCCGUGGCUAGUUUUGCGGUCUCGGAAUCGCCCUCGACGGAUGAUCCCGUGGUCGAUGACGCCAAUGUCGAAGCUAAGAAGGUAUCGGAUCGGGAAUGGUGGACUAAACUUCGGAAAAUGAGGCAGGUCUUGAAUGUCAAGUCGCCGAAGAGGAAGUCGACUACAGAAUGA